UCUCUUCUCAGAGCUCCUCGGCUGUGGUCGUGGGCUCAGUUUAGUUGGCUUCAGUUGAGGUUGGUUUUGGAGGCCAAUGGCUCACUCCCGUCCUUCGUUUCUCCUCCUCUCACAUUUCCUUCUCUCUCUGUUUGCUUCCGGUGCCAUUGGCUCUCCAGGCCAUCAUGGGCCUGCGAACCACAACUACCGAGACGCACUCUCCAAGUCCAUACUCUUCUUCGAAGGGCAGAGGUCGGGGAGGCUGCCUGCGAACCAGAGAAUGACAUGGAGGAGGAACUCUGGCCUGUCGGAUGGCUCCGCCAUGAAUGUGGACUUGGUUGGUGGGUACUAUGAUGCAGGGGACAACGUGAAGUUUGGCUUCCCCAUGGCUUUCACCACCACCAUGCUGUCUUGGAGUGUGAUAGAGUUCGGCGGGAUGAUGAAGGGUGAGCUGGAGAACGCCAGAGCGGCGGUCCGUUGGGCCACUGACUACCUCCUCAAAGCCACUGCUCAUCCGAACACCAUAUAUGUUCAGGUGGGAGAUCCAAACAAGGAUCACGCUUGCUGGGAGAGGCCAGAAGACAUGGACACCCCAAGAACAGUCUACAAGGUGGACAACAGCAACCCAGGCUCCGAUGUCGCGGCCGAGACCGCCGCCGCCCUCGCCGCUGCUUCUCUGGUCUUCAGGAAAUCUGACCCAGCUUACUCCAAGCUUCUUCGGAACAGAGCUAUCAGUGUGUUUGAGUUUGCUGACAAGUACAGAGGUUCAUACAGCAAUGGGCUGAAGAAUGUUGUCUGCCCCUUCUACUGCUCUUACUCCGGCUAUCAGGAUGAGCUGCUUUGGGGAGCAGCAUGGCUUCACAAGGCCACCAAGAAUCCGACGUACCUCAACUACAUCGAGGCCAACGGUCAAACCCUCGGCGCUGACGAGUCUGAUAACACCUUUGGGUGGGACAACAAGCAUGUGGGAGCCAGAAUCCUCCUCUCCAAGGCCUUUCUGGUCCAAAACCUGAAGUCUCUGCAUGACUACAAGGGCCAUGCUGACAACUUUAUCUGCUCCCUCAUCCCGGGGACACCCUUCUCGCAGACCCAAUACACUCCAGGUGGGCUGCUGUUUAAGAUGGGUGACAGCAACAUGCAGUACGUGACCUCCACCUCCUUCUUGUUGGUCGCCUACGCCAAGUUCCUCACCUACUCCUCCAAGGUGGUCUCUUGCGGCGGCACCACCGUCACCCCCCGCAAGCUCCGCUCCAUCGCCAAGCGACAGGUGGACUACAUCCUCGGCGACAACCCGCAGAAGAUGUCCUACAUGGUGGGCUACGGCGCAAGGUACCCGCAGCAGGUGCACCACCGGGGGUCGUCCCUGCCGUCCGUGGCGGCCCACCCGGCUAAGAUCCCGUGCUCCGCGGGCUUCACGGCGCUGUACACCUCCGCCCCAAACCCGAACCCGCUCACGGGCGCCGUCGUCGGCGGGCCGGACGCCAUGGACCGGUUCCCGGACCAACGGUCAGACUACGCGCGGUCCGAGCCGGCCACCUACAUCAACGCCCCCCUCGUCGGCGCCCUCGCCUACCUCGCCCACUCCUCCGGCCAACUCUAAUCCCGGUGCUACGUAACAACUAAGUAGCAUAGCCUCUAAGUCGAGCUUAAGAGCUUCGUAGUGUGCGAUCAAGGACCCCGGUGCAGCUAAGGAGGCCAUCGGAGGGUUUGUUUCUAGGUCUAAUUUGGGUCAGUAGACGAUUAGGGAGACUGCUGUCAUCUAUCUAUGGCUUAGACUCGGUGUUCAAUGUUGUGCGCGGCCUGUACUACACAGGGCAGCCUUUGACCCCCAACCACUUUUUGGGGCUUCUACUUCGUCUGCGUUACCACUAUUAACAUGGCGUGGGGUUUGUCUGUGUUAACCA
Messenger RNA from Musa acuminata subsp. malaccensis (wild Malaysian banana), 1883 nucleotides. Its product is annotated as endoglucanase 3. Lineage: Eukaryota; Viridiplantae; Streptophyta; Magnoliopsida; Zingiberales; Musaceae. Gene Ontology annotation, molecular function: hydrolase activity, hydrolyzing O-glycosyl compounds. The record is from RefSeq and is a predicted model, not a curated record. Gene Ontology annotation, biological process: carbohydrate metabolic process.